Molecule: messenger RNA, 3762 nt
Organism: Trichoderma harzianum CBS 226.95
Lineage: Eukaryota; Fungi; Ascomycota; Sordariomycetes; Hypocreales; Hypocreaceae
Exons: 6
Coding region: 43-3762 (1239 amino acids)
Molecular function (GO): protein binding
Source: RefSeq, a predicted model, not a curated record
GUCUCAACUUCCCUAUGAAAAAAUGCAGGCGUACUAGAGGAGAUGAGCGAAUCAGAAGGCAAGAGAGAUUCCAAAGCGGAUAUGGGGGAAACUGUCUUAUUAUCCGCAUCCGGCGAGAAGGAAGCCAGUGAGGGUAGGUCUGCGAGCAGGUGGGCAGCGGCCUUGCAGAGGCUAAGUAAAGAGGAUCAAACACAGUUUGAGCUUGCACAAAACGGCAUAGACGACCCGAAAUCCGUCCUCUCUAAUGUACUCACCGCUACUAACAAGCGAAAGGAAGAAUGCAUGAAGAAGAGAUGGAAACUGGUAAUUAAAGGGCAAACAAUCAUUAUAAGAGACAUUCUUGAAAAGCUUAGCAAUUGGGUUCAAAAAUUAUUAGCUGUUGGCGACGUUAUCAUUCAAUAUGAUCCUAUACAUGCAGCACUACCCUGGGCAGCUAUAAAACUCAUUAUGCAAGCCACCACAAACGACAUUGAGAUCUUUGGCCAUGUCCUCAGUUCGCUGGAAAACAUCAGCAAUCUUAUUGCUCAGUGUCAACUCAUUGAGGUGAUAUACCUUAUAGAAAGGAGAAAACAAAGUGGCAAAUUGUUUGGUCAACUAUCGGAAUGCAUAACGGACCUCUACGCCGCCAUCUUGGGAUACCUAGCAAGCAUUAUGCAUUAUUAUGGUCUGACUACGGUAGUACGAAUACUAAAAAGCGUCGUCGUUUCCAAGAAUGAUAUGAAGGCUAAAUAUGAACCCGUCGAAUCUGCCCAGGCCAAGUUUAGGCGCUUUGCCGAGAUUUCAGGAGCUCAGGAUUUGGGGAGCGCUAUUAAUGGCAUCCAAGGAAUCGAACAGCACCUUAAAGAUAAGGAUGAACGGGAUCAGAUGGAAAUGCAGUCCCUUAGAGAUACCAUGAAGGAUCUUCACCAACCUAUCGAUCGCAUUGACAGCCGUCUCGGGCAGAUUCAAGAUGGCAUUGAGCAGCAGGUGCGGACGCAAAUCCUCAAGGCGAUUUCCACCAUACCAUACGGCGUUCACCACAAAACUGCCAGCAAAGGUCGCUUGGAGGGCUCUGGCAGAUGGCUUUUAAAUAAAUCGGCUUUCAUUGACUGGAGAAAGAAAAGUAAUUCAUCUGUGCUAUGGCUUCACGGCAUUCCUGGCUCAGGAAAGACCAAACUGGCGUCUCUAGUUGUGGACGAGGUUAAAGGAAAAGAACACAUGGCCUAUUUCUACUGCCUAAGAAAUCCGGCCGAGCCACACCGAGCACAAUGCGACAAGAUUCUUGCGAGUUUUGUUCGCCAAUUGGCAAGCCUCACACCGAGCGAUCCGAUAUUGCCGCCUGUGAAAGAACAUUACGAAGAUGCUAUUGAAGGCUUUGUGGGAUUCGAGGACCAGGUUUGGACAUCAGACGAGUGUGUCGAAGUUUUGAUCCAGCUUGUGGACGAGUAUCCUGCUGUGACAUUUGUUCUAGAUGCCCUGGACGAAGUGGAUCAAGAGGACAGACAGGAACUCUUAGAUGCGCUCAGUCGUAUUUUACAGGAGUCGAACUCUCUUGUCAGAGUGUUCAUCUCAAGCAGAAGCAAUUACGACAUUGCUUUCUAUCUAAACGGGACGCCGAAUAUUUAUAUUGAAGCCGAUGACAAUGCUGAGGAUAUUUCAACAUUCAUUGACACACAACUUACGUCUGCAAGACUACUGCAUGGAAAACUCACACCAAGUCUACGAGAGGAAAUUACUAAUACACUUCAGGAGGGAGCCAAGGGAAUGUUUCGAUGGGUAGACCUUCAGAUCCAGUCGCUAAAAAGGGUCAAGGUGGCGGCUGAUCUGAAGGCGCGUCUCGGUGCUUUACCAGACACACUUGAGGGAUCGUACUGGGAAAUUUAUCAAGAAAUCCAAGAGUCUGGAGAGCAUGCUUUUGAACUCGCCAACUUCACUUUUCAAUGGCUGCUGUAUGCGCAGGAAUCCAUCUCCCUUGAAGCGCUCGCUGUGCUCGCGUGCACAAAGUCGAAAUCCGAAUCCGGAACUGCCUUUUCCAGCGAUGAGGUCCUGGACGUCUGCUCAAAUCUGAUUGUCACUCGCCAGAACUCGUUUGACUUCGCUCACUUGUCUGUUCGAGAGUUCUUCGAGCGACUACACAACCGAGACAUACAUAGUUAUCAAUCUGAGAUAAGCCACGCCGUUAUUGCAGCCGCAUGCUUGCGAUAUCUUAACUUGGCUCAAGUCGAAAACAGAGGGAAAGCGUUACGAGAGAAAGUUAUGAAUAGCAUCAAAGAGGAAUGUCGGGUAGAUGGUGGUCCCAAUGAGCAGAAGAAGGAGAGAGGCGAGAAUACGGCAGAAAAGGACGACGAACCCCAUCAGGAUGAAGUGGAUGACAACGCAAAAGAAGCUGAUGAAAUCAGUGACGAAGAGGCCUCUACGGGCCAAGAUGACCAAGAAGAUCCAGAAAAGACAGCUAAGAAGGUUGCUAAGUGGAUCGAGAAAAUGAAGGACGACGAACUAAAAUGUUUGAGUUUCGAAAUCUUUGCAGUGGUAUCAUCUGAUGAUGUUUACGGCCAGCCAAGCGAAUAUGCUGUAACUUGGGUGAUUGAUCAUAUUGAGAAGAGCGACAAGUACCGUUUAGAAAGUCCUCUAGCCGACUUGAUAAAGGCUUUCAUGCUGGAGAAGAGCAGCGAAAUGGGGGACCCAGCCUACAAAGUUUCCAGAUCUUUUCACGUGUGGAGCGCUCUAAUGAGCAAGGUUAUCGAAAACUCGAACCAAAAGGAGCUUCUUGAGUCGGCAGCUCGAUUACCGUCAAGUCCGAUAUGGGUGACCUGUCAAAUGGAUUGGCUCGAAGUUGCCGAGUAUCUCUACGAAUGCUCGUAUCCAGGUAUUAACGACGGCCGGAGCAUGGCUUCUCUAAAAAGUUCGUUUGAAGUUAAUCCCAUGUGGUACGCGAUACUUUCGAAAAAGCUCAACCUGAUCGACUAUUUGACCAAGUGCAAUGCGGACGCGAAUCGAAUCUUUGCUGUCGGUGCAUACAGUGAGCCGAUCGUGACGGCGGCAAGGCGUAAUGAUACCGAAUUGAUCACCAUUCUGUCAAAACAGAAUUACGGGGGUCAAGAGGCUGCGGCGGAGGCCUUUAUAAGCGCAGCUGGUGAGGGACAUUGUGAAUCCAUAAGUCUCCUUCUAGACCUUUCGCUAGUGACAAUAGAUAAAGUAGGACACAAUGCUCUAUGCUCUGCCUGCGCCGGUGGGCAUCUCGACGCGAUUAGUCUCUUGCUUGACAAGGGCGCUCCCACCGGGAGAGGCGCUUUUAUGCUCUACAGAGCGGUUUUGCACCAGCAUAUAGAGGUAUCAAGGUUCUUGAUAAGUAGAAAUAUUGGCCUUGAUGGUGUCUCCGCCGCACUUGUCACUGCCGUAUCUAACUCGGAUAAGGAGUGUGUGGAUUUCUUGUUGCAGAAAGGGGCACAAAAGGAGGGAGUGGCACUUGUGCGAGCGAUUCGAGACAAAACGUCCAUGACUGCGCUAGGGUUGAUCAAAGUUGGCUACAAUGUCCAUGGAAAGUAUCUACAGAAGAGGCGGAGUGCUCUGCAUUACGCGGCCUUGUUGGGGCAACCCAAGAUUGUCGAGGCCCUGCUUGAAGCCUCUGCGGACCAUGGUUCAGAUGUGUUGUGCGAAGAUUUUCAGGGAAGAAUACCCUUGGAUUUGGCGGAGGAGAGGGAUUGUAUUGGUGCGGAAGAGAUUAUUAGGGAAGAAAUGGAGGGGUUGUUACAGAGACUGACGGCGAAAAGAGAUACGACUUAG